Chelonia mydas (Green sea turtle) is the source of this 1491-nucleotide messenger RNA. Its product is annotated as olfactory receptor 11H1-like. Gene Ontology annotation, molecular function: G protein-coupled receptor activity; olfactory receptor activity. Gene Ontology annotation, cellular component: membrane. The transcript has 3 exons. The record is from RefSeq and is a predicted model, not a curated record. Gene Ontology annotation, biological process: G protein-coupled receptor signaling pathway. NCBI's taxonomy places the organism in Eukaryota, Metazoa, Chordata, Testudines, Cheloniidae.
AUGUCGUCGUUGGAUCUGUCCAAACUCAAAAGCCUCCUGGUACAUCCGGCCAAUGGCAGCAUCCCAGUGACCAAGUUCAUCUUGCUGGGUUUCCCCUCCAUGGACUGGGAGAGCCGCACUUUCCUCUGUGCCCUUCUCUCCUCCACCUACACUGGGACAGUGGUAGGGAACCUGUGCAUUGUGUGGGCCGUGCUGUGGGAUUCCCGCCUCCAACGCCUGCCCAUGUACAUCCUGCUGGGGAACUUCUCCUGACUGGAGAUCUCCUACGUUACAACCACGGUACCACGGAUGCUCUCUGACCUGGUGUCUCCCAGCGUCCCCAUCUCCUUCCCUGCCUGCUUCAUGCAGUUAUACUGCUUCUUAUCCAUGGGGGCUACCAAGUGUCUCUUCCUCUCUGCCAUGGCCUUGGACAGGUACCUGGCCAUCUGCCACCCCCUGCGCUACCCGGUCCUCAUGUCCCCACACAGCUGCUGGGUGCUGGCCUCCUCCUGCUGGCUCAUGGGCUUCCUGUGGUUCAUAGUGCCUGUCACCCUCAUCUCCCAGCUCUCCUUCUGUGGUCCUGACACCCUGGAUCAUUUUGUCUGUGACCCCGCCCCAUUGCUGGCUGCCUCCUGCACCCCAGCUCCCCAGGCUGAACAAGCCUGCUACUCCCUGAGCUCCCUCAUCAUCUUUGCCAUUGUCCUUUUCAUCCUGGCCUCCUAUGGCCUAGUCAUCAGGGCUGUGCUGUGGCUGCCCACAGGGGCCAGGCGGCACAAGGCCUUCUCCACCUGCUCCUCGCACUUGGCUGUCGUGGGCCUGUUUUAUGGCUCUGGCAUGGUCAACUACAUCAACCCGGCAGCCUCAGGGGCCAGUGGGAAGGUGGUGACUCUCUUCUACAUGGUGGGAACCCCACUGCUCAACCCGCUGAUCUACAGCCUGAGGAACAAGGAGAUGAAGGAGGCUCUGAAGAGGACCCUGCUGAGGGAGGGGACCAACCCCGUUGAUGUCCAGAGACUUACAGCCAUGGAUCUGGGGCCAAGGAUCAUGGUGACAUCAUAUUUGCAUGUUUUGGACCAUACCCGCCUCCCACAGCCAGGGGUAGAACCCAGGAGCCCCAGCCCCUGGGCUGGAGGCUUCUUGAUUAUCCUGGUGCCCAAUGUGGUCAUGCCUGGGCUGCCGUUCUGUGGCCCCAGUGUUAUCAACCACUUCUUCUGUGACAGUGCCCCCUUGCUGAGACUCUCCUGCACCUACACCCAUCUGGCCGAGCUGCUGGACUUCAGCACCUUCUCCAUGCUUCUGUUAGGGUUGGUGCUGCUGACAGUGGUGUCCUAUGUUUAUAUCAUCAGCUCCAUCCUGAGGAUACCUUCAGCCCAAGGCAGGCAAAAGGCCUUCUCCACCUGCAUCUCUCACAUCAUUUUGGUCAUACCCAACUACGGCAGCUCGAUCUUCAUGUAUGUCCGACCCACCAAAGCGAAUGUGCUGGUCUUAAAACACAAUGAGCACUGUGCUUAA